This is a messenger RNA of Impatiens glandulifera, 1756 nucleotides long. RefSeq names its product cytochrome P450 81C13-like. Lineage: Eukaryota; Viridiplantae; Streptophyta; Magnoliopsida; Ericales; Balsaminaceae. The record is from RefSeq and is a predicted model, not a curated record. The transcript is spliced from 2 exons. The coding region runs from base 46 to 1542 and encodes 498 amino acids. Gene Ontology annotation, molecular function: monooxygenase activity; iron ion binding; heme binding.
CUUGUAUUUCAUUUCACUCCUUCCAACCUUGUUCUUUUCACUUCCAUGGAGAAUUUCUACUUGUAUCUUGUUCUUCUACUACUACCCUUUCUAUUCUUCUUGAUCAAGAAGAAUUUCUACACCCAUUACAAUUUACCUCCACACCCUCUAACUCUCCCCAUAAUCGGCCACAUACACCUCAUGUAUCUAAAUCGUCGCCAAAUCCGCGAGUCCCCCGAAAUCUUUUUCGGUAAUCUCUUGUCUAAAUACCCCUCCAAGAUGGUAUUUCUCAAGUUAGGCUCGCAGCCCAUUCUGGUAGUGUCAUGUCCUUACACCAUCAAAAAAUGUUUCUCAAGCAAUCUCGACCUUGCUUUUGCCGAUCGCCCCAAAAAUCUGGCCAGCGAAUGCCUUUCUUACAAUUACAAGGUGGUUUCCUUCGUUUCCAAAAACCAACUUUGGACAGACAUUCGCACGUUUACGAAAAAUGAACUUUUCUCUGAGAAAUGUCUCAGAGGAUUCUCUGUUCUUUGUCAGGAGGAAAACAUCGAUCUUCUCCGUAGCUUGGCUCAUUUCACGACCAAGCCGGUUAACUUGAAUAGUUGGUUUUAUCUAUUGGGUUUAAACCACACAAACAGGAUGGUUUCAGGUGAACGUUUUGCAAAUUAUGAUGAUAUUGAAAAGGAGAAGAAGAGACUAGACGAAACAAGGGAGAUGUUUCGGCCUAAUUUGCCGAUUCCUUCUAUAUGCGAUUUCUUUCCAAUCUUAAGAGUGUUUCCUUUCAUUGAAAAAGGGAUCAAGAAUGAAAUGGAGAAGAUUCAUGAGAAGAGGAACGAGCACUUGCAGGGAAUUAUGGAUGAAUUCCUUAGAAAGAAAGCAAUUGCCGAUCAAUCUUGUAAUACCUGCUUCAAAGAAAAGAAGUCGACCUUUAUUGAAACUCUGUACCAGAAACAGGAAUCAGAUGCUAACUUCGAUGAUGAAAUGAUCAAGGCUCAUUUGCUGAUAAUGUUUGUAGCAGGAAUAGAAACGUCAGCUUUAACAAUGGAACGGGUGAUUUUGCUUCUAUUAGACCACCCGGAAGUGAUGAAAAGGUUGAGAGAAGAAAUCGAUAAUCAAGUGGGGACAGAACGAUUUCUAAUCGAUGAAGAUCUUAAAACAUUACCCUUUCUGAAAAAUAUAGUAUCGGAAACACUUAGACUUUACCCUCCGGUAAAAGUGAUAUUGCCUCAUCUGGCGACGAACCAAUGUAAGGUUGGGGAAUUUGAUAUUCCAGAAGGAACGACCUUGUUGGUUAAUGUAUGGGCCAUGCAAAGGGAUCCGAAGGUGUGGGAUGAGCCGGAGAAGUUUAAACCGGAGAGGUUUGAAAACUUUGAAUCCCUUGAAAAAAAUCUAAAGAGGAUAAGAUACAUUCCGUUUGGGGAUGGUAUAAGAAAGUGUCCCGGAGAUAACAUGGCACUAGGAUGGAUUCUUUUGGCUGUGGGAUCGCUGGUUCAUUGCUUCGACAUAGAAAAGGUUGGAAUGUUAACAAGGUGCACUCCAAGAACAAAUUUAGCUCAUCUUUUUUAGAGAUUUGAAAAGCGUUUUAGCCGUCCAAGUGUAAAAUAAGACAAGAAUGGAUGGAUGAGAUCAAAUCUAUUUCUCUCUAUUUUCUCUAGGUUUUAUGUACUAAUAUAUGUUGUAGUUUGGUAAUUAUGGAGGUUGCAUGCAAUGGCAUCUCUAAAUAAUGUAACAUGUGUAAUAUUGAAUGUUGUGAAUGGAAAAUUUAGAGGGAAAUUAUGUG